Messenger RNA from Dioscorea cayenensis subsp. rotundata (Guinea yam), 1234 nucleotides. RefSeq names its product transcription factor MYB17-like. The record is from RefSeq and is a predicted model, not a curated record. The coding region runs from base 278 to 1177 and encodes 299 amino acids. The transcript is spliced from 3 exons. NCBI's taxonomy places the organism in Eukaryota, Viridiplantae, Streptophyta, Magnoliopsida, Dioscoreales, Dioscoreaceae.
UCUCUCUCUUUGUUUCUGUGUUUCAAUUUUGAAGCAAUCUCUGCAUGUACUUUUCUCAUACCCCACACCAUCACCCUCUCCCUCACCUCAUUUACUCCUCCUACUCUGCCACCUUCUCCUGCUCUCUCACCUGCUUAUUUUUCUUUUGCAGGUGUGAAAUCCCAGCAUUUAUACCAACAUCCCUCCUCCUCCUCCUCACCCUCCAAUGCACCACCACCAACAUCAUCACAACAAACACUCUUUUCUUGCUUGUUUCUUAUACACACUGUUGUGAACAAUGGGAAGAGCUCCUUGUUGUGAUAAACAAGGCUUGAAAAAAGGUCCAUGGACGCCUGAAGAAGAUAAGAUUUUAAUUGACUUCAUUCAAGCCAAUGGUCAUGGAAGUUGGAGAUCACUUCCCAAACUUGCAGGUCUGCUGAGGUGUGGUAAGAGUUGCAGGUUGAGGUGGACAAACUAUCUCCGGCCAGAUAUCAAGCGUGGCCCUUUCACUCCUGAAGAACAAAAGUCCAUUAUUCAGCUUCAUGGCAUUGUUGGUAACAAGUGGUCGACGAUAGCAGCACAACUCCCCGGAAGAACCGACAACGAGAUCAAGAACUACUGGAACACUCACCUGAAGAAGCGUCUACUCCGAAUGGGCCUCAACCCUGACACCUACGCCCCAUCAUCAUCCCCAUCGUCGUCGACCAACUCCUCCUCAUCCUCCUCCGCGCGUCACAUGGCGCAGUGGGAAAGCGCCAGACUUGAAGCCGAAGCUCGUCUAUCUCGCGAAUCCCUUCUCUUCUCGUCUUCCUCCUCGUCCACUGCCCCAACCCCAACUCUCUCCGCCUCCAGCUCCGACCUCAUCGCAGCACGACCGGAACCCGAUUAUUUCCUCCGGAUGUGGAACUCCGACAUCGGCGACGCCUUCCGCCGCCCUGUCACUGCGACACCACCUCUCGACGAGGGCAAGAGCUACGCUUCGAGCUCCAACGGCGACGCCGAAGACGAUGAAGACGACGACGACGAUGACACCUACGAGCUCUACUUAGACUUCUCCGGCUCCGGCGGCGCCACCGCCGCCGCCGCCGCCUCCUCUGCGGGUGAUGAUUUAAAUAUGAGCUUUUUUCAGGGGCAGUUCGGGAAUUUCACUUCUUUGUUUGAAAGUAGUGAUCUUGAACUUAGUCCUGAAAUGAAAUGAAAGUGUUCAGUGUGAAAAGGGUUUGUGCUUUUGGUGGUGGUUUUUUGAGGAGCUGGA